Molecule: messenger RNA, 837 nt
Organism: Linum tenue
Lineage: Eukaryota; Viridiplantae; Streptophyta; Magnoliopsida; Malpighiales; Linaceae
Source: the annotation of a GenBank genome assembly
AUGACGGCCGCCGCCCCUGCCCCGCUGCUGCCACUGCGAGCCACCGCCGCGCUCCUCGCAUUCAACCCGUCGGAGGCGGACCUGAUCCGCCACCUCCACCGCAAAGCCCGCUGCGGCGGCGGCGGGAACCACCUGCUGUUGCCGGAGAUCAACGUGUACGGCGACCUGAACCCUUGGGAGAUGUUCGACAAGGCCGCGGUGGACGUCUGGUUCUACGCCUUCGCCAGGCUGAAGCAGCGCGGGCCGUCGCGGUUCCACCGCAGCGUCGGCAGGGGGAGCUGGACGAUGAAGAGCACCCACACGGCGAGCGACGGCGCCAGCCUCAAGCGCUUCUUCAUCUACGAGGAGAAGGACGCCGCCAAGGAGGAGGGCGGCGGCGACAACAACGGGCACUGGACGAUGCACGAAUUCUCGCUGCCCGGGGCCAAGGACAACGAUUUCGUCAUCUGCAGGGUCAAGAACCGGCGGUGGAAGCAGAAGAGGACGCUGCCGGCGCCGGGGAGCGGCAAUGCCGGUGGUAAUUUGAUUGAUUUGUCCGCGGCGGAGGAGGAGGAUGAGGAGGAGGAGGAGGAGGUUGAUUGGGAGGCGAUUAUAGAAGAAGAGAUGGAGGCGGAGGCGGAGGCGGAGGAGGAGGAAUCGGAGCCCGUGGCCGUGGAAUUGAGAGGUGAGGCUGUGAAAUCGAUUGGGGAUUUUGAUUUGGAGUCGAAGGAGGAGGUUUUGGCCAUGGUGGAUAACUUUUGGGCGGAGCCGCCGGCCGACAUUGGUGAGAUACUCUGUUCCAGGUUGUGGACGGCGACGGCGGCGGUCCCUGUUGCUGAUCGGAGGGAAUUCGGCUGA